AUGCCCGGCGGCAAGGGAAAGUCUUCUGGGGGCAAGAGCUCCGGCGGCAAGACCAGCGUCGAGGGUCACAAGAAGCAACAGAGCCACUCGGCUCGAGCUGGUCUUCAGUUCCCCUGCGGUCGUGUCAAGCGUUUCCUCAAGCAAAACACUCAGAACAAAAUGCGAGUUGGGGCCAAGGCUGCCGUCUAUGUCACCGCCGUCCUCGAGUACCUGACCGCCGAAGUACUGGAAUUGGCAGGCAAUGCUGCCAAGGACCUCAAGGUCAAGCGUAUCACUCCUCGCCACCUGCAGCUCGCCAUCCGCGGUGACGAAGAGCUGGACACCCUGAUCCGUGCCACCAUCGCCUUUGGUGGUGUGCUGCCGCACAUCAACCGCGCGCUGCUACUCAAGGUCGAACAGAAAAAGAAGAAGGCACAGGCCGUCGAGGCAUAA
Messenger RNA from Metarhizium album ARSEF 1941, 432 nucleotides. RefSeq names its product histone H2A. The transcript is spliced from 3 exons. NCBI's taxonomy places the organism in Eukaryota, Fungi, Ascomycota, Sordariomycetes, Hypocreales, Clavicipitaceae. Gene Ontology annotation, cellular component: nucleosome. The record is from RefSeq and is a predicted model, not a curated record. Bases 1 to 432 code for a protein of 143 amino acids. Gene Ontology annotation, molecular function: structural constituent of chromatin; DNA binding; protein heterodimerization activity.